CGCCUUCCACAACCACCACCACCACCACCACCACCGCUACCACUACAGGAUCCUCUGAUCAGCCCCGUCGGAAUAAAUCGACAAGCAGUACUCCACCAUUUCAGCUGCCUGAUCGGUCAAAAAAGCUUUCCGUCUCCUCUUCUCAGUCGCGUCGAAAAUCUUCCACCUCCUCGUCGACGAAACUGGGGUUUACCACAAACGUGCCCGAUUUCGCCAAUGCCAAAAUUACCAGUGAUGGCGUUCUCGUUCUACAAGACGGAACUCAGUAUUCGCCUAAUGACACUGUGUUCCUUGUUGCCGAACCGCCGGGUGAGCCCUACUACAUUGGCCGAAUCAUGGAGUUCAUAGAACGCCCCGAAUCGCACGCAGCCUCUACCUCUGGUGAUGACGAAUUUGCAGUGCUGGACAGAUACAAAGUGCGCGUGAAUUGGUUCUAUCGUCCGCGCGAGAUCCCAACGCGAUCGAACGACUCCCGGCUGCUAUAUGCGACCAUGCACUCCGACGUCUGUCCGUUGCUAAGCAUACGUGGUAGAAACACAGUCACACACAGAGCUCAUAUCAAAGAUAUUCUGGAAUACCGCAAAGUGCCGAAUCAAUUCUGGUUCGAUAAGCUGUACGACCGAUAUAUCUGCCGAUUCUACGAAAUGGUACCCACCGAGCAGAUCCUGAACGUUCCCGCGGAUUUCGCCAAGGUUCUGUGCGAAAAGGUCAGGUUUGGCGUGGUCGAGAUCGGCCGUAGUAAAGAUCUCUGCGCGGUCGCGCGGAGCUGCGUCAGAUGCGAACUAUGGUGUCCGCCAGACGAAUCCGUCUCGUGCGCUGUCUGCGGGAAUUAUUACCACAUGGGCUGCGUACGUCCGCGGUUGCUACGAAAGCCCACGCGUGGAUUUGCGUGGGCGUGCGCGGCCUGCAGCCGAGACCGCGAACGGAAGAUGCGCGAGAGCAAAGGCCGCUUGCUGCCUGAACCAGGCGAGGAGUCGUUCGACGAUCCCUCGGCGAUGACGGUCGACGGUCCCUCAGCCAAUGGAGAGAGUGGUGUACCGGACGUGCCGCCGGAAGACGAUUUCGUGCCGCCAGAUCUUCCGGUCUUCAAGGUCUCGGACGACAAACUUACGAACGAGCAAAAACACGAAAUCCAGCUAUGGCCGUACAGGUACCUGGGCAUGCACUGCAAUCUGCAGGAAGUGCUGGAAAACAACGACAGAAUAUUCCCGAGAGCAGCCUCGAGAAUCGGGAAUAAGCAUCAGGCGCUUGUGCCGGAGUGGGGAGGUCGGCCUGUACAGUUUAUCGAGCGCAACCCUCCAAAACCCAAGAAGAAAGCAAACAGAUCUGUUGGUAAGAAAGCUGCCGCUGCCGCUGCUGCUGCCGCCGCUGCUGCUGCUGCUGAGAGCGAGGAAGGAGCUACAGAAGCAGCCGUUGACGCUGUCUCCUCAUCCUCGCAACCGGCCGAGUCAUCCGUCGAACCGCAGCCAGCGCUAUCGCUUGACGACCCCUGGGUGCAAGUGCGUCCAGUAGGCCACAUUGAGCGCGGGGGUGAUACGACGGCGACGCUGCGCUGGAAAAUGCCGACAGAAGACGAGGUCUCGGAUGUGGACGCCAAGAUUGCAGAGUUUUUAAAGUCGGCAGCGUCGUACGCGACCAAGCUGAGCAUGUCGCCCGCGUCGGCGAAUUUCAUGGAUAACUCGCUUGCGGCGCUGAUGAGCUGCAAGUUCGACGCGAACGAGGCGCUGAAGAAGGUUUCAAAGUUUACACGCAAGUCGCUGAAGGAGCCGACGCUUACGAAGGACGAGAUUGCAAAGUUCGAGGAAGGCGUGGGUAAAUACGGGUCCGAGCUACACCCGGUGUGUAAGCACGUCGGCACGGUUUCGCCAGCCGAUAUCGUGCGGUUCUACUACCUGUGGAAGAAGACGGCGAACGGGCACCGCAUCUGGGAUAACUUUGUUGGCCGCAAGGUGAAGAAAGGCGCCGACAAGCAAAAAGCGGACGAUAAGGCCGCGCUGGUGGACGGCGUUGCGGAUUCGCAGGACGACUCUGCGUUCGACAUGGCGAAAGUGCGCGAGAAGAAGCAAGGGUUCAAGUGUAAGUUCUGCCAGACAAGCCACUCGCGCGCCUGGCGACGAGCGCCGGGGUUCCCUGUUGUGAAGACGAAUCCUGCGGUCGCGCUGUGUAUCCGCUGUGCGGAGCUGUGGAGACGGUACGCUGUUGUGUGGGAGAAUCCGAACGAGGUGCUGCGGAAGUCUCAUCAGCGCAGUUCGCAUGGGCAGAAACGCAAGGUUGAAGAGGAAGUGCUGCGAGAGCUGGAAGAGGGCAAUCGGUACGAGACUGAGUAUUCGGACGACGAGGAGGAUGUGGAUCCAAUUGUGUGUGAGUCCGAGUCCGAGAUCGAGUUACCAAAGAUAGAAGCACCAGCGGCAAAGCCAAGCAGUCGAAAGUCCUCGACGACGGCGGUGGUAGCUGGCACCACGAUCCAAGCAAGCCCAGCAGCGGUCGGGUCGACGCCGUCGAGUCCCGCGCUUUCAAAGAAGAAGGGGCCGCCGAUGAUUGAUGUGUCGAUGCUUCCUUCGACGUGCGGCGUGUGUGACCGGAGCGACGAGGCGGGCAGUGUGUUGCUGACGUGCCAUAGUUGCAAGAUGCGGGUGCAUGCGUCGUGCUAUGGAGUGCGCGAGAUACGGAGGAAAUGGCUUUGCGAGCCGUGUCAGAACGAUCGGAAUCCUUCGAGAUCGAUGAACUACAAUUGUGUGCUAUGCCCUUCCCUUCUACAGAAAGAAAUCCCACACGCCGAGCGCUCGCCUCGGGACCCGCUGAAACCUACGUCGGGACACAACUGGGCGCACGUCCUGUGCGCUGUGUUCAUACCCGAGAUCAAGUUCACGGACUCGUACAGCAUGCGCGUCGUCGAGGGUAUCGGGCUGAUUCCCAAGGCGCGGUAUGUGAGUGUGUGCAAGAUCUGUCAAGGACGCGCGAAUGGGUCGUGCACUAGUUGUCCUGUUUGUCAUGAUACCUUCCAUAUUGGCUGCGCGCGCAAGGCAAACUACCUGUUUGGGUUCGACAUCCAGCCCGUGAAGUCCACGCGGCGCGACACCGUCAACACCGUCAAGCUCGGCACCGAGUCCGGCGUGAUGACGCCGAUGGUCUGGUGUCCCGGACACGACCUGCGCAGGUUCCUCGUGCACCCGCUGACGGAGCAAUCGAGCACCGGCAUCACCGACGCCGCGGUCGCAAGGAGCGUGCCCGGCGGCGUGGGGCCGUGUAAGAGCGCGCUCAACAUGUUUUGCCAGAGUUAUAAGCAGGCCGACAUGGCGCUGAGCGGGACGGUGCGGCAGGCGGCGCAGGUGGCGGCGGCGAUUAAAGUCGUGGGCGCGACAGGGGUGCGGGUGUUGGGCGCGGGGAAGAAGUAUAAGAACGGGGUGCCGGGGCCGAUGAGGAUCAAGGGGAAGAUUGUUGAGGUUGUGGAGCAGGUUGAGGAUGAGGAUGAGAAGGGGCGGCUGGAGAAGCAGGCGGUGAGCAAGAGCAUAGGCGAGGAGGAAAAUUAGAUUAGUUUAGCAUUUUGGUCUAUGUCGAUGAUUCGUAUCUGAUUUUCAUAUUACGGUGUAUUUCCUUUCUCUGAUGUUUGUUAUGCUUGUAAUGAAGUAAUGCGGAUAGUAUGAUCUCUACAAUAGUUCCAUAUACUGCAGAUAUAGCCAAUAUCCACGAUCUCCACCUCUUAUGUAUUAACCUGCCUCUUUAUAUUUCUGUAUAAUCUAUAUCUUUACCCUUAUCUAUAACCUCUCUUAUUCAACAACAAAGCAUCCCCCCGACCAGGCCAAUCACGAGCACCGCCAU
Myxozyma melibiosi is the source of this 3819-nucleotide messenger RNA. RefSeq lists its product as uncharacterized. Gene Ontology annotation, biological process: histone catabolic process. Gene Ontology annotation, cellular component: Lid2 complex. Gene Ontology annotation, molecular function: chromatin binding; ubiquitin-protein transferase activity. The transcript is spliced from 4 exons. The record is from RefSeq and is a predicted model, not a curated record. Lineage: Eukaryota; Fungi; Ascomycota; Lipomycetes; Lipomycetales; Lipomycetaceae. Bases 336 to 3530 code for a protein of 1064 amino acids.